This is a messenger RNA of Magallana angulata, 754 nucleotides long. RefSeq lists its product as uncharacterized. The record is from RefSeq and is a predicted model, not a curated record. NCBI's taxonomy places the organism in Eukaryota, Metazoa, Mollusca, Bivalvia, Ostreida, Ostreidae. The coding region runs from base 125 to 754 and encodes 209 amino acids. The transcript is spliced from 7 exons.
ACAACUACAGCGAAGAGAGUAUUUGUGAAUUGAAAGAGCUGAUCAAAAGCUGCGUCGGGCUUUCUUUUGAUUUCAGCAAAAACAGGUUUUACUCAAGAUUGUAGACGUCUAGAUUCGCGUGUACAUGCUUACAAAAUUCAAAAUGUUUCCUCUUUUGGAAUUUGAUAUUUGCAGGAUCUUUUGGAAGGUAUUGUUUCUGGCUGUGUUGAUUCCGUUUUUUGGUGUUUCUCAGUUGGCUGAGAACCAGGAUACAACUCAAAUAAUUGUCGUUCAAAAAGUUUCAUCUUGUCCAGUCACGAAGGAGAAAUGGAUAGAAGAAAGAAAAGCAAAGAACUGCAGCUCAAUAAACGUAACAUUAAAGUACCACUGUCUUCUGAACCAUUGGAGAAAUCAAUCCUUUGUACUGUGUGGAGAAGAUACAGACAUAAUUGGGUUCUUUUGUCCGGAGUACGAUGAAAGAAGAGGCAAAAUUCAAGAAAACCAGGACUUAAAAUGCAUACAGUUAAACACUCCCUGCCCCAUCAAGUACAAUUCAUCCGAUGUUUACAAAUAUACUGCUUGCAUCAAUACAAACAUUACCGGCACAUCAAACCCACCAAAAAAGGAUAAUAUCGAUGGAUACAUAUUCUGGUUCGUCGCGUUGACAGUGUUUAUCAUAGUCAUGAUAUUCCUCUUGUUCUUUCUGAUUAGAGCGAGACUAAAGCGAGGAUAUAAAUGCUGCACAUUCAAAGGAGCUAAUAUAACAAGAAUCUAA